Spodoptera exigua (beet armyworm) is the source of this 1364-nucleotide messenger RNA. The record is from the annotation of a GenBank genome assembly. NCBI's taxonomy places the organism in Eukaryota, Metazoa, Arthropoda, Insecta, Lepidoptera, Noctuidae.
UACAGCGCACAGACCGUUUAUGAACCAAAAUUGUAACAAAAAUCAAUAAAACAGUUUCAUCAAAGUGUUCGGUAAUUACAAGGAGAUCUUUAACAAUCAAAGAGGUCGUGUAAAAGUGCAAAAUGGUGGCGUGUGACUAUAGCAAGUCCAAUUAUGGAAUGUCGUAUUCGUCAAGUGAGGAAUUAGCAUCAGUUAGACUAUUCAGGUGUUAUUCUGAUGCACUGCUUACCUUCGCUUCUUUGUGCUGCGGGCUCUUCAUGGUCAUGGGCAUUCUUGGCAAUCUAACUACUAUCAUAGCACUCGCUAGGUGUAGAAAGGUCCGGAAUGCAACAGCAAUAUUCAUAAUAAAUCUCCACAUAAGUGAUGUGAUAUUCGGCAGCCUAGUGCUGCCAAUGACAGCGAUAACAUUCUGGAAGAAACAAUGGACCCACGGAUGGAUCAUGUGUGGUGUAUACGCUUAUUGCAAGUUCACUUUAAAUGCCGUGUCCAUAUUCACAGUCCUGGCCAUCACUAUUAACAGAUACAUCAUUGUUUGUCACCCGCUCUGGUACCCUAGGAUUUAUAAAAGAAGAAAUAUCACAAUGAAGUUGAUACUCAUCUGGAUGUUUGCCUUAGUACUUUUUUUGCCUUCUUACUUUGGAGCUUGGGGUCGAUUUGAUUUGGAACCCAAUGGAGGAUUCUGCACCAUGAUUCAGGAUGAAAAUGGGAACUCUCCGAAGAAAUUCUUUAUGUGUAUUGCCUUUGUGGGACCUUACCUCACUAUAGCUAUAUGUUACGCUAGAAUUUGGUGGGUGGUUAAGAAAACUGCAAGGAAAGUACGGGCACAAAAUCCUAGACCAAUACGCCCGACACAUUUACCUCUAACACACACUCAAUCUGAAACGUCAUCAGAUGGGAAGACGCUUAUCAGCUUCGAUCCAGCGAGUCCUGCAAAUAGCACAACUGACGAUGAUAAGACACCGCCUAGCAGUGCCAAUACUACGCCUUGCGAUCAUAAAACUUUUGACAAAUACUUCAAGGCACCAUUUAGACUGACUAGAAAAGAAAUAAGACCAAAAGCACCGACUAGUAGAGACAAAAGGCUGUUUGCAAUGAUUGCUGCGAUAUUGUUAUCUUACAGUUUAACCCAUUUACCAUUGAUGGUGACUAGAUUUGUAUACAAGGAGUAUAAGUCUGAACCUUACGCUAAUGUAUUUGCCCAUCUCUUAGGAUAUUUGGGGACUUGUAUUAACCCCAUCGUAUAUGUAUUAAUGUCCAAUGAAUACCGACACGCUUAUAGGAGCCUUUUUGAGGUCAUUAUAAAUAAGUUAUGGAAGCAACAAUAUGCAAUAACACGUAAAUAAUGAAAAGAGUUCGUAAUAUUA